CCCAGUUUGGUAUUAUUAUUUUCUACUCAGAAUAAACAAGAAUUGCAAAAUAUAGUAAAUAUUGACUAUUGUUAUUUAAAAAUUAUUAAAAAACAUGUCCUACAUUUAUUUGGUGCCGGUGGCCGUUUUUCUGUUAUUCCAGAUUACCUUUCUAGGAACUUAUAUUGCUGCUGUACUUCAGGGUCAUGUAGUGCCCACAGUGCCAUAUAUAAGUGAUGAUGGCACAUACUCUCCAGAAAGUUGCGUAUUUGGGCAGCUUAUAAAUAUUGGCAGUGUGCUAUUGGGCAUCACUAUUUACAUACGAUAUCGCCAAAUUCAACAACUUUAUAGUCAUCAUCCCGAUUUGGGAUCCUUACUUUUGCGUUACAAUAAGAUAGCAGUCUGGUUUGGUAUGGCUUCGUGUUUAGGUAUAAGUAUUGUUGGUAAUUUCCAAGAAACAAAUGUACGGAUUGUUCACUUCACUGGUGCGUUUUGUUGCUUUGGUUGUGGUACGGUGUACUUCUGGUUGCAAGCGUUAAUUACCUAUUUGGUAUAUCCGAUUGCGGGUUCAAAAUUAUACGCUCACAUACGACUGGGAAUGGCUAUAGCCUGCACCAUACUUUUCAUUUUGAUUGCCAUAACUGGUGUAAUGUCACAUAUUCUCUUCAAAGGCGAUAAUCCAAGGCAAUGGUAUCCCUCGGAUGGUGGUUGGUACUUCCAUGUAGUGAGUUCAAUAUCAGAAUGGAUUAUGGCUACUAUUUUCUGCUUCUAUAUCCUAUCUUUUACGGACGAGUUUCGAGAUGUUCGUCUAGAACAUCCUGAGUUGACGUUCAUCUCCUAUUCCAUAACUUUAUAAAAAUAUUUAAGUUGAGUAUACGUGCUAUGUAUAUUAAGUAUAUACUCUAGCAACAUGUUCUUACAGCGUAUAAUAGUUUUGUUCACCUAGCGGUUGUUUGUAUCACGUAAAACUAAUUGAGAUAUAUAAAGGAUUAUACAUAAGUAUAUGAAAGAUCAAGAUUAUGAGGCAAGUCGAAAUCAGACUGACUGUCUGUUUGUCCGUCCGUAUGCCGCAUAUGUGGACAACAGUUCGUUUUGCUAACGUUUUACCGAAAAUAUGUUCAUCCUGUCAGAUAUAUUAUUGAAAUUCAGGAAAAAGUUUUGAUCCUUGCAAGUUUCUUUAGUAUUAAAUGUUCGGUUAUACCCGAACUUAGCCCUUCCUUAUUUUUUUAUUUUUAUUUUUUUUUUUAUAAUGCCCGACAACGACGUGCAGUUGUUAGAUAGAUGUAUAUGUUUCCAAAGAUCUAAAAGUGCUGUGAUAGGUUUUUAUUUUUUCCUACAUUGAAUAAUUACACAGCAAAUACAAGUUAUCAAAAGUUGAAUAAUCUUUCUGCAUUGUAUUAUAUGUAAGUGCAAAUUUUUGGGUGUUUAAUGUAGUUAAAUGAAUUAAUUUUGAAAUCACAUUUGAACACUCAGUAAUUUGUAUAGCUUUUAGUCGUAAUAUAAAUAUUGCAUAUUGUUCAGAAAAUGCUAUUAUUGGCUGAAAUUUUCUAUAAAGAGUAAUGAAAUUAUAUACCUAUGAAAUUACAUUUUCAACGAAAAAGUUUAUAAUAUUAAUUUUUGUAUUGUAUUUUUUUUACAAAAUUCUUGUUAUUUCUUUUAGUGUCUAAUAAGUUUCAAUCAUAAUUGGAUUUUUCUUAUGCUCCUAUGUUGCAAUUGAUGUUCGAGUCUCGAAUCACUGCGGCAAUAUAGCAAGGCGUCAAUGUAAUGUUGCUGUACAAGUAUCAGCUGAGAAUGUUGCUGCAGUUAUUUGAUUGCUCGAACAUCCCAGACAUACAUAUUUAUGAAUAUAUACUUAUACAUACAUCUAUUAAGAUAUAUUUUUUGCAUUUACGCAAAUUUUAUUUUAUAUAUAUGUACAUAUACCAAUUAUAGACACAAUAUUAUGAAAUAAACUACUUUAUUCAACGAAGAA
Messenger RNA from Bactrocera dorsalis (oriental fruit fly), 1951 nucleotides. Its product is annotated as DNA damage-regulated autophagy modulator protein 1. The record is from RefSeq and is a predicted model, not a curated record. Lineage: Eukaryota; Metazoa; Arthropoda; Insecta; Diptera; Tephritidae. Bases 95 to 835 code for a protein of 246 amino acids. The transcript is spliced from 4 exons.